This is a messenger RNA of Leptopilina boulardi, 1366 nucleotides long. Its product is annotated as venom acid phosphatase Acph-1-like. The transcript has 7 exons. Gene Ontology annotation, biological process: dephosphorylation. The coding region runs from base 134 to 1267 and encodes 377 amino acids. Gene Ontology annotation, molecular function: phosphatase activity. NCBI's taxonomy places the organism in Eukaryota, Metazoa, Arthropoda, Insecta, Hymenoptera, Figitidae. The record is from RefSeq and is a predicted model, not a curated record.
GUGUCAUUGAACAUUUUAGUAUUUCUUCAUCUACUGAUACACAUCAACUGAUCGAGCAGCAUAGAUUAGAUGUAUCUCGAAAAUGUUAAUUAUUAUCCAUUAAUUGACAGUUUAUAAAAAUAAUCAUAUAAAAAUGGUGUUUCAUAUGAUUAAGUACUAUUAUUGGAUAGGUAGUUUUUUAAUUCAUUCACUUCUUGAAGAAAAAGAAACUUUAAAACUUGUCAGUGUGGUUUUCCGUCACGGCGAUCGAACUCCAAUUGUGCCAGUAGAACAAUAUCCAAAUGAUCCUUAUAAAGAUUAUACUUACGGUAAUCAAAAUCAUUCAGUAUUAACUGAGAGUGGCAAAUGGAGAGCUUAUAAAUUAGGAGAGUUUCUUAAAAACAACUACAGGACAUUUUUAGAUUCAACACCUGAAAGUGUUGAAGCUCGAUGUACAGAUGUAAAUCGAACAAAAGAAUCUCUUAAUUUUGUACUAAAGGCAUUGUAUCCUAAUUUUGUCAUUCCAAAAAUUACUAAUCCUAUAUUCAAUGAUUCACUACUACUGCCACAGAUGUGUAAGAAAUUUAUUAUAGAUUACUUAAAACUUUCAAAAAGUCCAAAUGUGAUGAAAGAGAUAAUCGAAUUGGAUGAUUUUAUGAAAAAUUUAUCGCUUCUGACAGGAAAAACAAUUCGUACUUUUAGCGAUAUACAUCUUAUUUAUACAACUUUAGAAAAUGAAAAGUUUUUAAAUUUCACGUUACCAUCUUGGACUGAAGAUUUAUUUCCAGAUGGGAAUAUUUUAAAGGGAGCUGCACUUCAAUAUAAAUUAUUAAAUUAUAACGAGAAUUUAAAAGAACAAUCAGGAGGAAUCCUGAUUCGAAAAUUUAUAGAUGACAUGUUAUCUGUAAAAUAUGGAACAAUGAAGAAAAAAUUAUUUCUAUACAGUGCACAUGAUAUUACUGUUGUGGCUGUUUUACAAGCUCUUGGAGUUUACUUUCCCCAUGUUCCAAAAUUUUCGAGUGCAGUAAUUCUAGAAUUACAUGAAAUAAUAGGAAAUUAUUUUGUGAAGGUUGUACACUAUUUAGGCGUGCCUGGAGAAAAAGUAGAAUUAAAAAUUCCUAAUUGUAAAAUUAUGUGUCCUUUAGAUAAAUUUACUCGUUUAAUGAAAAACGUUCUUCCGCCAAAAGUGAAUCUGUCUUGUUCUGAGUACAAAAUGAGACAAGAUGAUGAAAUUUAUACAAAAGAUCUUUUGAAAAUACGUAAAAUAUUUAAACUAGCGUUAACAUAAAACAAAAAUUUAUAUAUACACCUAUAAAAAAAAAAUGUAUUUGUCUUAAAUAAAUAUAAAUUUCUUUUAAAUAAACUUUUUUAUUUUGAUCAAAUAAAA